Messenger RNA from Suillus bovinus, 531 nucleotides. RefSeq lists its product as uncharacterized. Gene Ontology annotation, molecular function: protein-N-terminal amino-acid acetyltransferase activity. Gene Ontology annotation, cellular component: NatB complex. NCBI's taxonomy places the organism in Eukaryota, Fungi, Basidiomycota, Agaricomycetes, Boletales, Suillaceae. Bases 1 to 531 code for a protein of 176 amino acids. Gene Ontology annotation, biological process: N-terminal peptidyl-methionine acetylation. The transcript is spliced from 4 exons. The record is from RefSeq and is a predicted model, not a curated record.
AUGAGCGUCCUCAGGCCAUUCAAAGCGAAUGAUCUAUUCAGGUUUAACAACAUGCAAUACGGUAUUCCCUUCUACCUAACUUACCUUCAAAGGUGGUCGGACCUCUGUUUCACUCAAGAAAGCCCAGGAGGCAGAUUACAAGGCUACAUUCUUGGCAAGGCUGAAGGGGUUCAGACAGAAUGGCAUGGUCACAUCACAGCCGUCUCCGUUGCUCCAGAGUACCGUCGUCUCUCUCUAGCACGAAACAUGUGCCAGCGUCUCGAAUUCGCCUCGGAUGCGACAUACAAAGGGUACUUUGUGGAUCUUUAUGUGCGCUGCAACAAUGCACUAGCCAUCAAAAUGUACGAGGGUAUGGGAUAUAGCGUGUACAGACGAGUAAGAGAAUACUACGGUAAUCUUGGGGUAGGAAAAGAUGGACGAGAUGAGGAGGACGCGUUUGAUAUGCGAAAAUGUCUGUCACGCGACAUGGCACAACGAUCUAUACGGUCCAAUGGUCGAGAUAUGAUAGUCAGCGCUCAUGAUGUCUCGUAA